Molecule: messenger RNA, 1166 nt
Organism: Lotus japonicus
Lineage: Eukaryota; Viridiplantae; Streptophyta; Magnoliopsida; Fabales; Fabaceae
Exons: 3
Coding region: 294-1166 (290 amino acids)
Source: RefSeq, a predicted model, not a curated record
UUGGGUUUAACACCCCAGCCCUUAGGCUUCCCGCCCCACUUAAAGUGGGGAAAUUACCGGAAACCCUCAGGAUUAAUAUCGGUAAAUGAUUUUCCGAUACGUAUCGGUUUAUCAUUUACCGAUUCGUAUUGAUAUAACAGCAUCAGAUAGGUUUUGAAACAUAAUUUUCAAAACCCAUUUCCCUCCCCAAAUCACUCCCUCUUCAAAUCUCUCCCAAACUUGCGUUCGGUCCCAUCAUCAUCAAAGCUUCCUCAAAGCUCCGGAACUCCCAUUCCAUUACAUUCAAAAGGAGAAUGAAGGGCGGGAGGAAGAGGUCUCGAUCUUCUACAGUCGAUGAUGCAGAGGAUCGCCACGAGCGCUUGCAUGCUUCUACGCGGCGCGGCGACCAUCGAGCAGCUAGUCAGGCGGUUGAGGCUUCGGCCCCGUCUCCGUCUCCGUCUGCUACUCCGGCCGGGGCUCCGUCUCCGUGUCCGUCUACUACACCUCCGUCAGGUGGUCCAUCUACUACAGCUCCGUCAGGUACUCCGGCUGAGCCUCAGCCUCAUCCUACUCCGGUCUCUCCGAUGGUUGAGUUACCUCUUGAGGAGACAUCUGGCGAGCAGUCUUCUUCGGAGCCCAGUGGCGAGGAGUCUGCUUCUGAGACUGCUUCUGAGACUGCUUCUGAGGCCAGUGGUGAGGAGGAGGAGCCUCUUAUUCUCCAGGAGGAGAUUGAUGCUGCUGAUGUUGUGCCAGAUGUGGUGGCAGAGGGCGGCGCGGAUGACGACCUCAUCCAGAGGGUGGCACCGUUUCCCGGGGGGCCUGAGGAUCUGUCGCUUCUUGCGCAUUAUCCUGACCACAAGGCUCCUUGGACGUGGCAGGCACUUCUUCGCAUAGACCCGCGGUACGUGGACCGUCGGACAUUGAGGGUGGCCACUGUUGGGGGGAAGGUAUGGAACCUCCCCUAUGAUGGCGAUUCAGAGGCCCACACAGCUGUGCGACAGCUGCUGCAGCAGACGGGUUUGUAUCACCUGCCUUGGUGCGGGUUACCGGAGACAGACCCAGCUGUCGUACUGGCCCUUGUUGAGAGAUGGGUCGAGUUUCUACACUCCGGGCAGAGGGGAGCGAGACGAGGUUGCAGCGCUCUGCGCCCAGCUCCUGGGAGGAUCAAUUGCUGCUUAUCUGGCUGA